Labrus bergylta (ballan wrasse) is the source of this 3444-nucleotide messenger RNA. Lineage: Eukaryota; Metazoa; Chordata; Actinopteri; Labriformes; Labridae. The record is from RefSeq and is a predicted model, not a curated record.
GAAAGUUUAACCGAGGCGUGUCGGUUGAAACCAAGAAACAGACGUGGACUGAGAUCACCAAUCAGAUCAACGAUCUUGGAGAGAAUCACAGAGAGGUGCGUCAGAUCAUGAAGAAGUGGGCGGACCUCAAAUGUGACGGAAAGCGACGCCUCUUAGCCCUCCGAAAGCCGGACAGCGGCCACCUCAGGAAGAGGAACAUGGGCCCUGUGGAGAAGAUGGUCCAUAAGAUCCUGAUGAUGAGUCCCGCAGGAAAUGGCGACAGUGAUUUCGACUUAUGUGAAGACGAGGAUUUUCCAAAGGCCUACAGCGCCACCCCGCCUCCGAACCCUUCGCCCUACUCCUACCUCAGCUUGACGGACAGUUCCCACUCUGUACCCGAAAGAUUCUCCUUCGACAUGUCGCCCCUCUCCUCGCCGGAGGACGAGGCGGGUGGCGAUCCCUUCCAGUCCUCCUCUGAGUUUGAUGUCGACCUAGCUGAGGAUGGAGAACACUCCAUGGAUUUUGACGGCAACGAAGACUCCAUGUUCUCCUCCUACCCUUCCUCUCUCCUUCCGCCCCCCUCCUCCUCCUCGCUGGAGAAGGACUCGCUGUCUGACACCCAGCUGAGAAUCAAACCGGUCCACACCUAUUCCCGGAACAUCGGCCAGACCAACAGCAGCAACCACGUUCAGAACCACACCUCCUCCUCCAGACCGCCACCCGGACCCUCCUCAUCUGUGGCCUCCACCUCCUCUGCUCUCCCUCCGGUGUCUGAUUCAGACGCAGGCUCAUCCACUGCUGUGCCUCCUCCACCGCUACCACCUCCUACAAGCUCCACUUCCUCUGCCUCAUUUGUUCCCCCUCUCCCUCCCCCCUCUUCCUCCUCGUCCUCUACAUCAAACUCGACCUCUCAAGCCACGCCCUCUUCCAUCCCACCUCUUCCUCCUCCUGCUUCGACUUCAACCACUGCUCCCUCCUCCUCCAACUCUCAUCGACCUUCCUCCUCCUCCUCCUCCUCGUCAACCAUUCCAUCUAAGCAGUCCCCCGCCCCGAGCUCAUGUGACCCCCUCCCCGCCGGAGCCUCCUCCCGUCGGCCCCAAGACCACGUGUCCCAGAUGGCGUCUCAGAGCCUCCAGCAGCAGCGUGCCAGCAGGAUGCUCCUGACGUCGGUGUCUCAGUCUCUGGAGGUGCUGGCUCAGUCGGUGCAGCUGCUGGUGGAGAGCCAGCAGGAGUUUGUUCAGGAGUCUCUGCUGCUGCAGCGCGAGACCGUCGACGUCUUGAGGGAUUUCUCCAACACGGCGCUCACCAUGCUGAGAGACAAAGCCAACAGCGGUCAAGUGCCACGCCAUCAUCAUCAUCCUGCUUCUCACUACUGAAACACAUGGACGAAAAUAGUUUGGUUUUUUUAAAGAGACAACACAGGACGAGUACGGGCACCUACACGCACACUUCUUACCCGGCCCCCUGAAGUCCCAAAAGAGUGAACAUUUUCAUCUUGUGGACAAAUUUUGUCAUAAUCUAUACGACACAUCAAAUUAUCUUGUGUUUGGAGUUAUCUGGUGCAAACAAGUUAAGUAACAACUUGUUUAAAAUGGUGUUCAUCUUGUGCGCUCAAGUUAUCUGAUGUGCACAAGAUAAUUAUCGUGUAUGAAAAUGUCAACUUGUGCGCACAAGUUCCUGUGAAAAGACGCACCUUUAAUCUGUUUUUUUUUUUUCAUCUAAAGUUUGCUGCGUCAUAUUUAUAAUAAGUAUAAAAACGCUGACACAUACGCUGUCAUUACCGCGAGUGCAGACGCCAUAACAACACACUGCACGCCAGGUAACACCAUUGAGAAUUCCUCGCCAGUCGUUGUGAAUUGCAAGCUGGAGGGAAACAUAGCGACACAGACGAGGCUGGCUACGUCCUUUCUCCCUCCCUCAUGCAUUUAAAGAAAACGGUGGCUUAUUGAUCCUUUUGAUCGAAGGAGUCCUUUUAUUAAAGUUAGAGAGCGACCAGCGGAGUCAGGUAGAGCGCUUGCCAGCUCGGCGUCUGUGCUUCACAGCUUUCACUGCAGGCUGAGCUCGACUACCGUACUGUAGCUAGUAGGAGAGCAAACUCCACAAAGAGAAAACAAACGGAGCUAACAGAAACUGACCGUUGUAGACGUCACUGAACACAACAGAAAUUGUCACGCAGGAAGACAAUUUGAGACUUUAUUCUCUCUGGGAAACCUCCAAAAAGAGACUUAUAUUCUGUCUUUGAGAUAAAUAAUAACUGGUAUGUAAUUAUCAUUUGUGCAAAAAUGUAUCUGCACACAACAUAAGCUUGUUUGAAGUUAAGUUAGAUAAAUCGUUUGCAAAAGAUAUUUAUCUUGUCUGAAACAAGUUAUUAUCUCGUGCUCUGUCAUUAUCUUGAUAAUUAUCCUGUGGAUGUCAUUAGGUGUGAAGAAGAAAUCUUGAGGGGAAACGUUUUUAUCUUGUUCACGCGAUGUCAACGUGUUCUGCACAGAAGAUAAAAACCUGUUGAUAAUUACAUUGUGACCACAAGAUAAUUACACUGUGCGCACUAAAAUGUUUCUUUUCUUGUGGACUUCAGAGGCUGUUUUUCCUUUUCUGUUAGGAGUUGAAAUAUUUGCUCAAUCAGAUGAGCGAUCACAUGCGGUUCUCCUCCCUGAUGUCAUGGGAUAUUUAUUUAUUGCCUUUCCUCCGUACAUCAGAAACAAAACCAUCUCCUUGUCUUUAAUAAUCAUUGGUACCUUAAAGCGCCGGAGUAAAAGAAAACAGAUUUUUAGUCAAGUUUUAAAAAGCUGCAGCGAGCAAAAGAGAGAGAGAGAGAGAGAGCAGCGGUGUUUAUAUUCAAAUUUACAGGUUGGACGUUUUUGUUUCUGCAGGAGUUCAUAAGAAGUACCCGAUGUUUGGUGUCUGGGACAUCUAUUCAUGUUGCCAUGGUAACAGCAAUCAGUAUUGUUUGAUUUUUACUAGUAUGGUACAGGAGUUUUUCUGGUGUCGUGAUAACGCUUCUUUUUAAGGCCGCGUUUUGAGCUGCUGAUGUGAUUUGUGGAGAAACGAAGAAACACUAAACGAAGCAAGGACUUAAUUUUAUUCAAAGCUUUAACUCGUCAAGUGAACCGGGACUCGAUUUUAUGGAUUUGCCCGAAAGAGAUGAAAACGAGUCAGAGUAAAGAAGCUGACCUUUCGUCUCUCCCGAGCUGUCACCGUUCUGUUGUCAGUUCUGUUGGACUCGUUCUCCUUCGACCAAACUGUCUCUUCAUGAUGUUUGUACCUCACCCUGAGUUGUUGCGGUGAGAGCAGACAGCCCACGAUCUUAUCGUAACCCUGAUCUCUGUUACAUCCUGUCGGAGGGGAAACAUGUCUGCAAGGCAACAAAGGCUUCUGUGUUUAGAACAUGUCUUCUUAGUUUGAACGUCAGGUUUGGAUGAUGUUGCUGCUGAAUUAAAAAUAAAGUCAACUAAUAACAUUAAUUGA